AGUGACCAGACCAUUCGCUGCUACAGUCUCAGGACACGAGAACUUGAGCAGCAGUUCUCUCUGUCAGACCGAGUCCUCUGCCUCCACAGUCGCUGGAAGAUUUUAUACGCUGGUCUGGCAAACGGCACAGUGGUGACCUUUAACCUCAAGACCAACAAGCAGAUGGAUGUGUUUGAGUGCCACGGGCCGCGGCCUGUGAGCUGUCUGGCUUCAUCACAGGAGGGAGCCCGGAGGAUCCUGCUGGUUGGCUCCUACGAUAGCACCAUCAGCGUGAGAGAUGCCAAGAACGGACUGUUGCUGCGUACACUGGAGGGGCACACCAAAACUGUACUCUGCAUGAAGGUGGUCAAUGACCUUGUAUUUAGUGGAUCCAGUGAUCAGUGUGUUUACGCACACAACAUCCAUACAGGAGAGCUGGUGCGGGUCUACAAGGGCCACAGUCAUGCUGUUACUGUAGUGGCCGUCCUGGGGAAGGUGAUGGUGACUGCUUGUCUGGACAAACUUGUCCGCGUCUACGAUCUACAGUCUCAUGAUCAGCUGCAGGUUUAUGGUGGACACAAGGACAUGGUGAUGUGUAUGGCUAUCCACAAGAACAUGAUCUACACAGGCUGUUACGAUGGCAGCGUGCAGGUCAACAAGCUGAACCUGAUGCAGAACUACCGCUGCUGGUGGCACGGCUGUUCGCUGGUGUUCGGGAUGAUGGAGCAUCUGCAGCAGCACCUGAUGAAUGACCACACCAGUGCCAACUCCCAGACGCUUAAGUGCCGCUGGAAAAAUUGUGAAGAGUUUUUCUGUGCACGCAACAACUCCAAGCAGGGGAUGCUGAUGCACAUGCAGAAACACGCUGAGGAGGAGAAUGAAUUGGAGCCUUAAGGACUGGUGGUGGGAACUUUGUUUCUCCGAGCCCUCUACCCUUACCUGCUAUCUUUACCCUCUUAACCUCCCAUAUUGGGGGGGAUGUUCUUGGGACCCACUAAACCUGUCAAGCCUGAUGAGUGGCGUCUGACGACUCCAUCCUUUAUGUUCGGUGUUGGAAUCCAACCAAAAUACAAUCAUGAAAGGAGGGUUGGUUGCGCUGUUGUUGUCUUUUUUAUGUUCUACAAAACACGCCUUCCUCUCUCUCUCUGUCUGACCACUGCAGUUCCUCUUUUCACUGACCAAAGUUAAGAGAAAGAAACACAUGACUUUUUUUAUUGAAGAAACUUCAGCGUUGCCAGUAUCAGAGGGACUUGUUAUGCUUUUCUGUUGAAACAGAGACAGAAACUUCCAGAUUUGUUAGCUACAAUAUGGCAUGGGUUAAGAGAUGUUUUUAUUGUUGUUGUGCAGUUAUGUGUCAAGUUCGAGCAACAGAGUUAUUUUCCGUUUGUUUUGUUUAAUUAUGUUGCCAUAAUUCACUCAAAGUAACCUUAUGUUUAAGAUAAUAAUGAGUGAUUUUAAAGUUUUCAGAAAUUCAUGGUGUAGUCUCACAGGUCGUGUUUUAAUUAAACGGUGUGAGUAUUUGUUUUGAAGACGUUUUUUUCAUUUUCAGUUUUGUUUUCAGAAAAAUCCAGUUGCUAACAAUCUCUCUUUGUUUUGUUAGCAGUUUAGGAUUACAUUUAUUUUUGUUGCUCAGUGAUAUUAAAGUGUUGAGGGAAUUUGGUGCAGUGUUUUGUGACUUGGCCUGAGGUUUCCAUUUGAGAAUUUAUAUUUGCAGUGAGAACAGAACCAAGACAGGGUGGUAGUGUGUGUUCCUACAUGUGUUUAUCUGUGUAGGUUUAUUCUCCCUAAGCGUUGAGUGUUUUAACUCCGUUUGGCGAACCCUGGGUGAGUGUGAAGUACUGUUUUUAUGACACAAUUUUCUCCUUGGAGAUAUUGAUUUUGCAAAUUUAUUUUAUAUUUGGAGCAUCGAGCAGAAGGCGCUGGAGCUGUAUUUUCCACAGUGAAGAUAGUUUUCUAAUGAAGCGUGGAGGUGAAGGAUGGUUCGAGGAGGUGUUCGAGGGAAGAGCAUGAAGGGAAAUAUUAGGAUUCAUCUCCCAUGCCAUACCUCACCGCCUAAAAACUGCCAAGUUUGUAACACGAAGCCAUUUUUUAAAGGCAAAUUAAACCAGUUUUAAGUAGUAUGAAAGUCCAGCUGAUGCUCUCUUUGGAAUAGUUUGUUGUGGUUACAGCGCUCUUGUUUGUGUCCUCUAUUUUUGAGGAUUAGUUGUCAGCCGAGUUAAUCCGACGUUCUCACAACCCCCAUCUUCCAAACUUGCCUCAUACGCUCAUUUUUUAUGACUGAGGAAAGCAUGCAGUUCACCUCUUACCUGGCAUUCCUGAGUUUCUUCAAGUUUUUCAGUUAUCAAAGUUGUGAAGAGAUAUUUUUUAAGAAAGUGCAAUGUAAUACAUUGUUAAUAAUAAAAAAAUGUUGCAAUAUGAUAAAA
This is a messenger RNA of Micropterus salmoides (largemouth bass), 2402 nucleotides long. It is a transcript of the gene znf106a, whose product is annotated as zinc finger protein 106a. Gene Ontology annotation, cellular component: cytosol; membrane. The record is from RefSeq and is a predicted model, not a curated record. Lineage: Eukaryota; Metazoa; Chordata; Actinopteri; Centrarchiformes; Centrarchidae. Gene Ontology annotation, molecular function: RNA binding; SH3 domain binding.